Dictyostelium discoideum AX4 is the source of this 774-nucleotide messenger RNA. RefSeq lists its product as hypothetical. NCBI's taxonomy places the organism in Eukaryota, Evosea, Eumycetozoa, Dictyosteliales, Dictyosteliaceae. Bases 1 to 774 code for a protein of 257 amino acids. The transcript is spliced from 3 exons. The record is from RefSeq and is a predicted model, not a curated record.
AUGGAAACUAAUAUAAAUGUAAUUUUAUACCAGGAUUUGCCUUGUUUUUUAUUAUUUACAUCUUUACAUUUAUUUUUACCUAAAAUAAUAGAAAUUAUUUUUAAAAAAAACAAUAUUGGAUUUUAUGAAAGAAAAAGAAUUGAAUGGCCAAACAGAAUUAUAUCAACAGUUAAUGCUAUAGUUACAUCAGCUUUAUCAAUAUAUUGUUUAUAUUAUAAUGAAUGGAUAGUGAAUUCACUUAGAAGUACAAGUGAAAUGAGUUAUUUCAUUUUUAAAUUCAUUACAUAUUAUUUUAUUUAUGAUUUUAUAAUUUCAUCUUAUUAUAGUAAAUAUUUAUUUACAUGGGGUAAUUUAUUACAUCAUACUAUUGCAUUAUUAUCAUUCACAUUUUUAGGAGGUAAAGGGUUAGCACAUCAUUUACUUUUAAGUUAUACAUUUACAGAGAUAACAACACCUUUAAUUAAUUUAAGAUUUUUUUUAUUGGAUUUAAAUUUAAAAAAUCAUCCAUUAUAUGUAAUUAAUGGGUUAUUAAUUUUUGUUGGUUUCGUUUUAUUUAGAGUUUUUUAUACAUCAGCAACAAUGUUUGAUGUUAUUUUCAAUCAACCACAUUACUCAAUUGAAACUGAUCCUUUAAUACCUUUUUUUAUAAAUUUUGUAUAUCCUGCAAUCACCCUUUUGAAUUUAUAUUGGACAUUUUACAUUUCAAAAUCCAUUUUCAAAUAUUUCACUACUUCAAAAAAUGAAAAUUCAAGAAUAAAAAAUAAACAAGAUUAA